CCUACGUCACGAACACAUUCAAGUUAAUUGUAAGAGAACAGGCCACACAUUCAUUAGUACAAGUACAAGUCAAUCUCUACAUACGUACAUUUAAUAAUAGCUACAGGUAGAAUUGACAAGCUGCAAAUUCUUCUCAAGAAAAUCAGGUUGAUUGAAGACGUGUGUGAUCAUUUGAGCGGACAUUGUUGGAGCCAUGUAUGGGUUUGUGAACUCUGCCUUGGAGAAACUCAUCAUCCGUCGGUUUGGUGUGGAGAAAUGGGAUGAAGUCAGGGCAUAUGCUGAUCUGAUGCUGGCUGAAGACUCCUUUCAAGAGCACACAGUGUACAGGGAUUCUGACACAUAUAGCGUGGUAGGAGCAGCCGUUGAAGUACUAGGUCUAGAUGGUGACACACUGCUGGAGAUGUUUGGAGAACAGUUUCUACUGUGGUGUCAAGAGUCUGGAUAUGCCAAAACGCUACGGUUGCUCGGUCGAACUCUCCAAGAUUUUUUGGCCAAUUUGGAUGCCCUCCACGACCACCUCUCAAUGGUGUACCCGCACAUGGAGGCCCCCUCAUUCAGAUGCACCACUGGGCUCAAGAAUUCUGAGUUUCUACUUCACUACUAUUCUGAUCGGCCGGGGCUUGAGGGGGUGGUUAUGGGCAUUGUCAAGUCCGUUGCCAGGGAGUACUAUUCCGUCGAGGUCGAAAUGAAACUAGUCACAAAGAAAGGUAACGAAGGAAGCGACCAUUCUAUAUUUUCCAUCCGAGAAGUUGCCGUGCAUUCUGAUCAUCAGGGGGGCCCAGAAAAGGUCCCAGAAGAUUCAAUGGCAUAUUCUGAUAAGCAAUUAGUCAGCUCAAAGACGUUCUGUAAGGCUUUCCCAUUUCACAUUGUCUUCGACUAUGACAUGAAAAUCCUUCAAGUUGGCUCGUCACUGAGUGUGGUGCUACCGGCCUUGAAGCAAGACGAGGUCAAACUUGACAGGUUCUUUGAAUUUGAACGACCCAAGAUGCGAUUAACUUUUGAGAAUAUUCUUGCUCACAUCAACACGAUUUUCAUCAUGGUCCCGACUCGCCAGGCCAACAUGACCAUAAACCUCACCAAAUUGGGCAUGGUUGAAGGGGAGCACAUGCGACUGAGAGGACAGAUGAUCCAUAUCAAUGACAAGAAACCUGAGGCCAUGCUUUUUCUCUGCUCCCCCCACGUCAAGUGUCUAGACGAUUUGGAAGACAAGGGAUUGUAUCUCAGUGACAUCCCAGUCCACGAUGCCACCCGAGGGCUCCUCAUGAUGAGACAAGCAGCUGCCUCUGAAUUUGACCAUGCUGUCAGACUGGAGGAUCUUGUGAUGCGGCUGAGAGCGGUACAACAGUCACUCGAGGAAGAGAAAGGACGAAUGAGAAACCUUCUCCACCAAAUGCUCCCCAUUAGCGUGGCUGAUAGUCUCAUGGCAGGACAAAUGGUUGAGGCGGAGAGGUUUGAGUCAGUCACCAUCCUGUUCUCAGAUAUAGUGGGCUUCACGGGGAUAUGCACUCAGUCUGGGCCUAUGGAGAUUGUGAACAUGCUCAACAAGCUCUACUCUCUGUUUGAUCAAGUGGUCGGGCCGAACAACGUGUACAAGGUUGAGACCAUUGGUGAUGCCUACAUGGUGGUUGGUGGGCUCCCCGAGAGAGACCCUACACAUGCUGAAUGUGUGGCUAAUCAGGCCCUGGACAUGAUGCACUACUGUCAACAAGUCAACCGGCCUGAUACCAACGAGCCCAUCGUGAUGCGUAUUGGUAUCAACAGUGGAGACGUGGUGGCCGGAGUGGUGGGUCGCCGGAUGCCUCGUUACUGUCUGUUUGGGAACACGGUCAACGUGGCCAGUCGUUGUGAGAGCAAUGGGACUCCCGGGAAAAUACAAGUCACAGAAUUCACACACGAGUUGCUCAAAGACAAGUCCAACUUUGUGUUUGAGUUUCGAGAUGCUAUGGACUUUAAAAAUGUCCCCGAUAAAGUCAAAUGCUAUUACCUGACCGAAAACAAACUGCACAAGAUCAAUCCAGUUGUCGAUGAGUCGGACCAAGUCCAGUAUGGCUUCGUGUACAACUCUAUUACUCCCCCAGGUACUCCUGUUCCUCCUUAUUCUCCAUCUCUCCCCCCAACAUUUCCCAUCCGCUCUAACGCCAAUCCCAAAGAGCUGUCUGGAUGUCCACUCUCCUCCUUAACACAACUGACACCGGGAAUUAACAUCACUGAAGCCACGCCCACCCCCAGUUCGAGCAAGAGAAACAGUGUGGGGUCUGAGAUUUCUUUAAGCAGUCACUCUCGUAGCUCCACUCCAGAUGACUGUUUAGACGAUCUUGGACUUCAAAUGAAAAUGGAUGAACACCAUUCACCGUUCCUGGACACGAUGCGCCGAUUGUCUGGUUUGGAGCCUGUCAAAGAGGUCACAGAGGCUGAUGAAGAGAUUGUUAUCGAGGGGACGAUGGAGCAGGGAAAGAAAGAGGCAAUUCCAACAGUCAGGAAAAUAUCAAAUGGCUCAAACGUGAGCGUAGACAGUCUGGGCGAAGGAGAGGGGAAGACCGCACUCAGAAAGAUGUCCGAUGCGUCCAGCGAAAGUGGGAUCUUGAGUUCAGGCAGUAAAACAUCGGAAGGAGGAGGUGUGGACCACAAGUCCUCUACGUCUAGCUAUGAUGGAAUGGCUGAUUCUCUAGACGAGCUCCACUUAAUUCGGAGAUCGGGAUCAGUCAGUGACAAGAUAAAGAAAUUCGACACGUUGACAAGAGAUCGACAGAGAAAGACAGGACUGCACUGUGUAUCUCAGGACUCUCAAGUACAAACUGAAACAGCUCUUAAUUGCAAAAACGGCAAACUUAGACCUGAACGCAAGUCAUUAGAAUCCAUUGGAAGCACUAGUUCCAAUGACUGUAUAGAGGCCUAGCCAGUCUGUCUCUGCAUGUCUCAUAUAUUUUUUGUACUUUUAUAGCACUGGUGUGCUCUGCACUUCUUGUACCAUUUUGAUAUGAUUAUUGUAUAAUGUACUGAA
This is a messenger RNA of Halichondria panicea, 3001 nucleotides long. RefSeq names its product guanylate cyclase soluble subunit beta-1-like. Gene Ontology annotation, cellular component: guanylate cyclase complex, soluble. Gene Ontology annotation, molecular function: guanylate cyclase activity; heme binding. The record is from RefSeq and is a predicted model, not a curated record. Gene Ontology annotation, biological process: response to oxygen levels; cGMP biosynthetic process. The coding region runs from base 194 to 2896 and encodes 900 amino acids. The transcript has 8 exons. Lineage: Eukaryota; Metazoa; Porifera; Demospongiae; Suberitida; Halichondriidae.